AUGGAUGAGCAAGGUAUUCGGCGGACAAGAUCUGUGUCCAAAAAGGGUGGCUCCUUUCACAUUUGGACCGCUGAUGACUUUAUUUCUGAGCAACAAGUGUCAGCGAAACGGAGGGCUUGGCAUUCAACCGCUUGCCAAAGAUGCCGGUACCGCAAGGCCAAAUGCAUUGUGAGCACGGCUUCAUCGCAACUGCCCACCACGUUACCUCGACCGCCUUGCCAACUAUGUCAGCGAAUGAAUGUUGAGUGUGUGUGGGACACAACUGAUAAACGGAGGCGGAAGCGUAACCAAGCUCUGCCUAAAGAAAGCACCGCUGCCCAAGUCCAACGCGUGGCGGGUGACGAGGAAGCGUACCACAACAGGGAUCAGGUUGUCACAUCCGAAAAAGCUUCUUCUCAGCUACACAUUCAUGAUCAAAAUGAGACGGUCGACGAAAGAGACACCUCGGAUGCUCGCUCAAAUGAAACCCAGCACGACAAUCACCCCGGCCCUCAACCCAACAUGGGUGAGUCGGCGGACGUGUCGUGGUGGGAUGAUGGGAGCCUCGAUCUUGGGAGUAUCUGCAUCCCUCAAGAUUUUGUGGAAAACGCGAAUUCUGAGUACAGCUUUGAGUUGCCGCGCAACUGGCCCUCGGAUGUUCAGGAUUUCACGCUAGGGCUAGAUUUUAUCGAACAAUCUCUUGUUGGGCGCUCCCCGGAUCCAGUUCAGCAAAGUUUUGAAGCUCAAGCCAUGGGCGGGGACAACUCGGUCGCCAAGUCUCGAAUACUCCGUUUGCGCUGCUACAGACGACUAGGGCCUACCGCAGCGGCGCCUGGUGUACGGAGGCUCUUUGUAGCAGUUCAGCCAUAUCCAACUCUGCCAGCAGGCCAAGGGAGAGAUGACUCAAAAACAGAAUCGUCCCCCAGUGGCCUUUCUAUAUCUACACCACGAUCUACCUUGUCGGUCUAUAGUGAUCUCUUUGAUUCACAAGCCCAGAGACCGCAUUCGCUGAUUCUUCCCAUCAUUCUCGACGUCUUCUUCGAUCACUUUGGUGGGCAUUUCCCAUUCCUUCAAAGGCGUGUUCUCAAUUAUCACGUGCAAACAGGAGAAGCCUCCAGCUUUUUGCUAAAUGCAAUCUCGGCUUUGACGGCACGCUUCUGUCCCUUAGAUGGCCCAUUGGCAAUUCUCAAGGAUAGAUUUAAGAGCAAAUGGCGACAAGGAGCCCCAUUCUUAGAAAAAGCAAAGGAUCAACUGGCUUCGCUUCUUAGCAUUCCAGCCUCCGAUGUUGUGGCUGGAUUGGUCAUUAUGGCUUGGGUUGAGUUUGGGGACAAUAACGAAGCAGGAAUGUGGAUGUAUUCGGGAAUGGCAAUAAGAAUGGCGCAAGAUCUUGGUUAUCAUCGUCGACUUGAGGCAGUCGCUGACCCCGGGCAAGUGUUUCGCGACUUUUCGAACACAACGGGCGAUCUCAACCUAACAGAUGACCAGGCAGCACUUCACCAACACAAGGCUCAACUAGUCUUGUUCUGGACUGCAUUCAGCCUGGAUGUCUAUGUAUCACUUGUCACCGGCCGGCCCACCACUCUUCAGAGAAAUGAAAUCGACGCUCCGAUUCCAGCAGCAGAAGAUAUGAAUGUGACACAACUUGAAUGGAGCAACUCGGACCCAAUGAGGAACAGGGUAUUCCCCGAGGUUGUCGCAUUCAUGCUGCAUUUCUCAGAAUCCCUUAAAAUAUUGAACCGAAUGACGACCAUGAGCACUGCGAGUUUAGACGGCGACGAAAAUCUUCCCUAUUCCUCAUCAAAAGAAUUCUCUCAAGCUAGAUCGAAUCUUUUAGGACGUUACAAAUCGCUCCCUCGUCAGCUCACCUUUGGGGUAGAUACAUAUAAGAGGUCAUUAGCCAGCAACCAAAGUGGUCUUUUCAUCACUCUCCAUCUUUUCUUUUACACUUUCAUCAUAUUGCUGUCACGCAAAGACCCGUGUAGCACUAGACGGAGAUUACAUAAUCCUUCUGAUGAGUCGUUUCAGCCAUCCUGGAACCAGGACCAAGGGGAUACGGUUGCGUUGCAUGGAACCCAACUUGAGGAGCAGCAAAAUCUGGAGAUAUCCAGAAUGGCUUGCCAAAAGAUGGCACAUAUUUUGACAGUCGCAGACGUCGUCCAGAAAACUGGUUACUUGGCAUCGCCUUUCACGAACCAUUGCUUCUUUGUCGCAGCAUCAUCGAUUUUGCAUGAUGAAGCAAAGCUAGGCCAGGGGGGGUUCCGAGAUACUUUUAUGUCAUCAACUACAGAGAAUGACUUUGAUAUGUUUAGAGACAAGCUGAGGGAGCAGAGUGAGUAUUUCCGAGCUAUUGGCUCCGUGCUCUGUACCCUGAUGCAGCAGAAGAAUGUCUCGGCAGGUGAAGAGGAUGGUGGGCAGUCAACCGGUGACGAGGAUGGUGAUAACAGUUUGGGGAGGGUUGUCGAGGAUCCUGGAAUUGUGACACGGUACUCCAUACGAUGA
Messenger RNA from Clonostachys solani, 2478 nucleotides. The record is from the annotation of a GenBank genome assembly. Lineage: Eukaryota; Fungi; Ascomycota; Sordariomycetes; Hypocreales; Bionectriaceae.